GGUAUACACAGUAUCUGGGCCCAAAACGCAAGGUGAUUUUGGCUAGUUUCAACUUCAUCGCUACUCCCUUGACACCACAGCGAAAUAGUUCGUCUCAGUUGAUCCAUGGCUAAUGAAGCUUCUUCGUCGACUUCACUUACCGUUGAUGAAGAAGAUGAGAUACUGAUGCUGUAUGGGUCUGAAUCUGGUUGGGUUGAUCCCCUAAGUCACUGUGAUCACCUGACUUCUUUAUCCUCCGAUCUCAUUCACAUUCCAACUCCAGACACUCCUUGCAACAGGUGUCAACACCCAGCAGAGAACUGGCUAUGUUUGUGCUGCAAGGAGGUUCUUUGCAGUCGAUUUGUUAAUAAGCACAUGCUCGAUCAUUACAAGCAGAGCAAUCACUCUAUUGCACUCAGCUUUAGUGAUCUAUCAGUAUGGUGUUUCUCCUGCAAUGCAUAUUUAGAUGCUCAAGCAAUAAUGCCGUUGCAGUCUGUUCAUUUCACUGCCUACGUACUAAAGUUUAAUGAACCUCCACCUUUACGAGCAGCGGAUUGUAUAGAAAUUACAGAUAACAGAGCAGAGGGUUCUACUUCUGGGAACUAAUCAUUCCCUCCUCUUUAAUGCUUGUGAUGUUAGGUUGUUCAAAGAUUUUCUUACUGAUUUCUCUUAUAGGAAAAUGGGUUAAGAGAGAAUUAAUUUUGGGAUCAUGGCAUCUUUAUCUUAGAUAUGGACGUUUUGAUAUGUAAGCGAAAUAGUUUGCUGAAUAGACGGAGCACCAAGAAGUUAGUGUCAGUAAGCAAAAGUUUCAGUUGAUACAUCUGAACUUUACAAAAGUGAUGGGUGUUGCUUUCCCUUCAAAACAUCUUUGAUUCCUUUUUAAACACCAAGACCAGAAAAAUGCAUCAGGAAUUAGUUCAUCGUA
Nicotiana tabacum (common tobacco) is the source of this 904-nucleotide messenger RNA. RefSeq lists its product as uncharacterized. The record is from RefSeq and is a predicted model, not a curated record. Gene Ontology annotation, molecular function: zinc ion binding. Lineage: Eukaryota; Viridiplantae; Streptophyta; Magnoliopsida; Solanales; Solanaceae.